AUGGCUGAACACAUAAAAGAAACAAGUAAAUGUUCGAUCUGCCUGACCUAUCUUGAAAAUCCCAUGUACCUGAAAUGUGGCUACAUCUGCUGCUUCAAAUGCCUCAAUUCCCUGCAGAAGGAGCCUGAUGGGGAGGGUUUGUUGUGCCCCAACUGCUCUGUCAUCUCACAAAAGAAGGAUCUCAUAGGUGCUCGCAAGCUUGGAGAGCUGGUUUCAAAGGUUAAGGACUUAGAGCCCCACCUGACAGAGGUUCUCCGGAUGAACCCGAGGAUACGGAAGCUCCAAGUGGAUGUGACCUUGGAUGCGGAUACAGCCAACAAGCAACUCAUCAUUUCCGAGGACCUGAAGACUGUUCAUUGCGGGCUCUUGAAACAGAAGAAGGAGGCCUGUCCUGAGAGAUUCAGUGACACACUUUGUGUCCUGGGCCUGCCUCGGUUCACCUCUGGCCGUCAUUACUGGGAGGUGGACGUGGAGUCCAGCAGAGAGUGGGAUGUGGGCGUGUGCAAAGAAUCGGUGCAUCGACAAGGCAUGAUUCAGCUGUCCCCAGAUCGGGGCUUCUGGACGGUGAGCUUGAGAAGAGGACAAUUCUACUCUGCAGGCACUGUGCCUUCCACCGUCCUCAGGGUGAACCCCCGGUUACACCGAGUAGGGAUUUUCCUGGAUCUGAAUAGUAAGAGCAUUUCCUUUUAUCACAUCAGUGAUGGAUCCCAUAUUUUCACCUUCACUAAACUUCCUACUGCAGAGCCACUGCGUCCAUUUUUUUCUCCUGGAAGUGCAACUCAGGAUGCUCAAUGCUUCCUGAGAAUCUGUCCUGUGGUGAAUCUAGGCAUUGAUAGUCCUCCAGCAAAUCCAGGGUCUGGCAAAUGAAACUCUGAUUACAGAAACAGUGAUGGAAAAUCUUUGCACAACAUACGGCCGUGGAUGGGAGAUUUUCUGUUUGCUCCACAGACGAUACCAAAAGGUAUGGAAUUAUGGAACCACUCGUGAAUCCAACACAAGUUACAUCAGGGGAAAGGACAUUUCCAUAAUGAAUAAGCAUUGUGGUUUCCUGCAGGACUUGUUUAUUUCGGUUCCAAUCAUUAUGUUCUUUCCUUCAGAUCAAUUCCUAA
Molecule: messenger RNA, 1109 nt
Organism: Phacochoerus africanus (Common warthog)
Lineage: Eukaryota; Metazoa; Chordata; Mammalia; Artiodactyla; Suidae
Product: ret finger protein-like 4A
Exons: 2
Coding region: 1-867 (288 amino acids)
Molecular function (GO): protein binding
Source: RefSeq, a predicted model, not a curated record